AUGGCCCCGCACAAUGAUGCUCCCUCCCCAGCUGGCAGCUACACUGCCGGCUUCAACAGGAUCCCCUUUCGUCCUGCUGCAUCGUCGUCCCUCAGGCUAGGGAGCCUCACCCCUGCCGAGUCCGAGUCAUCCCUCAGCAGUUCCUAUGACAGCACCUCUCUAGAUGCCGCCUUCCAUAUGGCCCGGCCCCUGGUACCUGGCGUCUACGUUCCCACCAUGUGUUUCUUCGAUUUAGAUACCGAGAACGUGGACACGGCGACAAUUGCUCGUCAUGCUGUACGACUAGCCCGUGCAGGCGUCACUGGCUUGGCUACACAGGGGUCCAAUGGAGAGGCAGUUCACCUUACCCAUUCUGAGAGGCAAUUGGUCACAUCCACCACACGCAAAGCGCUUAAUGAUGCUGGCUUCUCCCACAUGCCCAUUAUCGUUGGUUGCGGUUCCCAAAGUACACGAGAGACCAUCCAGCACUGCGUAGAAGCGUGGGAGGCCGGUGGGGACUACGCCCUGGUACUUCCCCCGUCGUACUACGCUUCCCUAUUCGCCCCAGCAUCGGAGACGAUCAUGGAGUACUUCAAAUUGGUUGCAGAUUCGUCCCCCAUACCAAUCAUCAUCUACAACUUCCCGGGCGCGGUUGGAGGCAUGGACCUAUCGUCUGACGUCAUCGUCAAGCUUGCAGCCCAUCGCAACAUCGUGGGCGUCAAGCUCACGUGCGGCAACACCGGCAAGCUCAACCGAGUUGCUGCUGCGACCAGAAAGAUGACCAAGAAGUUCGACCCCAGCCAACCAGAGUUUCUGGUUCUUGCCGGAUCUGCAGAUUUCUCCAUCCAAUCACUAGUUGCUGGUGGACAUGGUAUCCUCGCAGGGCUGGCGAACAUCGCUCCCAAGGCUUGCAUCAAGACUAUGGAAUUGUUCAAUAAGGGAAAACAAUCCGAGGCACAAGAGAUGCAGGAAGUCGUCGCUCAAGGUGACUGGACUGCUAUCCAAGGUGGUGUGGUCGGCGUCAAGGCGGGCUUGCAGGCUUGGAUGGGUUACGGCGGAUUCGCUCGCAGCCCGCUCCCGAAGCCAACUACCGAGCAGACUAAGCAGUGGAAAGAAGGUUUCAGAGACCUGGUGAUGCUAGAAAAGUCUCUGUGA
Molecule: messenger RNA, 1134 nt
Organism: Phaeoacremonium minimum UCRPA7
Lineage: Eukaryota; Fungi; Ascomycota; Sordariomycetes; Togniniales; Togniniaceae
Product: putative dihydrodipicolinate synthetase protein
Exons: 1
Coding region: 1-1134 (377 amino acids)
Molecular function (GO): 4-hydroxy-tetrahydrodipicolinate synthase activity
Source: RefSeq, a predicted model, not a curated record